AUGGUGAGCGAGUACAAGAUCCGGAGCGUGCUCCUGCGCGUACUCAAGGGCCUCGAUGAGACGUUAGUCGACUACAUGGCGAGCAUGCUCAUGGACUUUGACGGGAGCGAGCCGCUCUCGGAGACGAUCGCGCCCUUCCUUGUCUCGUCGGGCUUUGCUGCCGACGACGACGUCGCUCUCAAGCACUGCGGUACGCUGCAGGCCGCGCUCGAGGCCGAGGGCCUCGUCGCCAAGGUGGUUGCCAACGAAGCCGAGUUCAAGAAGCUCGAGAACGUCCAGUCGAUCGAGGACAUGUCCCGCGCGAACGACGCCGAGAUGAACACGAUCAUGGAGCGCAUGUGGGGCUUCGAGAGCAUCCGCAAGACGAAGAACGAAAACAUGGAGGCGUGCGCGAACGCGCAGUCGCAGCGCCAGAUCCGCAAGGAGGCCAAGAAGGAGCUGCUCGAAGAAGAGCGCGAGCGCAUGGAGGCCGACGACGAUCUCGCGUGGGAAGACAUUCGCGUGCUGCCCGACAUGUCGACCGACAAUGGCGAGCGCGACAUCCACGUCGACAAGGUCACGCUGUCGUUCAAAGGCCAGACGCUCCUCAGCAACACGAACCUCAAGCUCAUCCACGGCCGCCGCUACGGCCUCAUUGGCAAGAACGGCGCGGGUAAGACGACGCUGCUCCGCUUCAUGUCGCACUACGACAUCGAGGGCUUCCCGCGCCACAUUCGCAUGCAGCACGUCGAGCAAGAGUCGGCGUCCAAGCUCAGCACCGAGACCAACAGUGUGCUCAGCGUCGUCCUGGCCUGCGAUUAUGAACGCACGCUGCUUCUCAACGAAGAGAAGGAGCUCCUUGCAUCCAACUCGAACCCGGACCGCCUCAACGCCAUCUACGACCGUCUCCAGCAAAUCGACUCGGACUCGGCCGAGUCGCGCGCGCGCACGAUUCUCGCGGGUCUCCAGUUCCCGGAGCACGUUGUCGACGGGCCGGCGAAGGCGCUUUCCGGUGGUUGGCGCAUGCGCACGGCGCUCGCCGGCGCGCUCUUCAUGUCGCCGGACCUCCUCCUGCUCGAUGAGCCGACCAACCAUUUGGAUUUGGAGGCCGUCAUGUGGCUCGAGAAUUACCUCGAGACGUACGAGAAGACGCUGAUUGUGGUGUCGCACGACCGGAACUUCCUCAACAUGGUCACGACCGACACGAUCUACAUGUACAAGCAGCAGCUCACGUACCACCGCGGCAACUUUGCGUCGUUCGAGCAGACGCAAGAAGAGCAUUUGCGCCAGCAACGCAAGGCGUACGAGGCACAGCAGAUGAAGGUCACGCACAUGCAAGAAUUCAUCGAUCGCUUCCGCUGCAACGCCAAGAAGGCGCCGCUCGUCCAGUCGCGUGUCAAGGCCCUCGAGAAGAUCAUGCGCACGGCGAUCGAAGAGCCGGAAGAUCCGCGGGCGUUCAAGAUGGUGUUCCCGCCGCCGGAGCCGUUGGGUCGACCAAUCAUCUCAGUGGAGAAUGUCGCGUUCCAGUACGCACCGGACAAGCCGCUGCUCUUCCGCGAUGUCAACUUUGGCAUCGACAUGUCGAGCCGCAUCGGUAUCCUCGGUGUGAACGGGUCGGGCAAGAGUACGCUCAUCAACCUCAUCCUCGGCAAGCUCGAGGCGACGGAAGGCAAGACGGUCCGCAACCCGCGCGUGCGCAUCUCGACGUUCACGCAGCACCACGUCGACUCGCUCAACUUGUCGCUUUCGGCUGUCGAGAACAUGAAGGAGAUGUUCCUGGGCCAUGAAAUCGACGAGUUCCGCAACCAUCUCGGCCGCUUCAACCUCUCGGGUGAGCUCGCAAUGAAGCCGUGCCGCAAGCUCUCGGGUGGCCAAAAGUCGCGCGUCGGGUUUGCGAUUCUGACGUGGCGCCUCCCGCACGUCGUCGUGCUCGAUGAACCGACCAACCACUUGGAUAUCGAAACCAUCGACGCGCUCAUCGACGCGCUCCGUGGCUACAAGGGUGGCGUCGUGAUCGUGUCGCACGACCAGCACUUUGUCAACAGCAUCUGCGACGAGCUCUGGGUCGUCGGCGACACCAAGGUCUCCAAGUUUGGCGGUUCGAUGGCCGACUACAAGAAGGCCAUUUUGAAAAAUUAG
Saprolegnia diclina VS20 is the source of this 2118-nucleotide messenger RNA. RefSeq lists its product as hypothetical. The record is from RefSeq and is a predicted model, not a curated record. NCBI's taxonomy places the organism in Eukaryota, Oomycota, Saprolegniomycetes, Saprolegniales, Saprolegniaceae. Gene Ontology annotation, molecular function: ATP binding; ATP hydrolysis activity. The transcript has 9 exons. Bases 1 to 2118 code for a protein of 705 amino acids.